UUAUAGUAGCAGCGAAAUCGUGGUACAAACGUAAAGCUGUGAGAAGAAAGGCUUAAAAACAUGACUGAGAGAAAAGUUCUAAAUAAAUACUAUCCUCCUGACUUCGAUCCUUCGAAAUUGCCCAGAGUAAGAAGAGAGCGAAAUGCAGUCUUCGAAAUCCGUAUUAUGGCACCCUUUAAUAUGAGGUGUAAUAAUUGCGGAGAAUAUAUUUACAAGGGAAAGAAAUUCAAUUCCCGUAAAGAAGAUGUACCUAAUGAACGCUAUUUGGAUUUAUAUAUUUAUCGGUUUUACAUAAAAUGUCCAAGAUGUGUAUCGGAAAUUGCAUUUAAGACAGAUCCCGAAAAUGCUGAUUAUAAGUUGGAAGCAGGAGCUACUAGAAAUUUUGAAGCUCUCAGAACAGCUGAAAUUCUAGCCAAAAAGGAAGAAGAAAAAAUGAAAGAAGAGGAAGAUAAUAAUCCAAUGAAAGUUCUUGAAAAUAGAACAAAAGCUUCACAAAAAGAAAUGGAAAAUUUAGAGGUUCUGGAAGAAAUUAAGCAACAAAAUUCAAGACAUGCGAAAAUGGAUCACGAAGAUAUUAUUAAUCUUCAUCAAGCAUACGGAGAGCAGCUCAAAAAGCUACAAGACGAAGAAGAUGAAAAAUUAAUUCAAUCACUAUUCAAGAAAAAAGAGCCAAUUAUUAAACGCUUAAGUGAUAAUGACGACCAAGAAGAGAUAUCUAUUUCAAAGAAAUUAAAACUAGGAAACAGCCCCAGUGAUGUUCUACUUUCAAAUACAGAAAUAAAGAAACCGGAAAAGGCAACUCUGCUAAGCAACCGAAAAAAUAUUUCCAGCUUUAUCAAGAGAAAGGAUCCCAAAGCGGAGAAAAAACCAGUGAAACUAACUGUGAAGAAGGAAGACGGUGAAGAUAGUAAAAAAAUAGAUACUAUAGAACUAAAGAAUGAAUCAAAAGCCCCUGUUCCUGGGUGCUUAUCGCUGUUAAGCGGAUAUUGUAACACAUCGUCUGAUUCAGAAUAA
This is a messenger RNA of Dimorphilus gyrociliatus, 1014 nucleotides long. Lineage: Eukaryota; Metazoa; Annelida; Polychaeta; Dinophilidae. The record is from the annotation of a GenBank genome assembly.